Trichomycterus rosablanca is the source of this 3634-nucleotide messenger RNA. RefSeq names its product ras homolog family member Ca (gene rhoca). Lineage: Eukaryota; Metazoa; Chordata; Actinopteri; Siluriformes; Trichomycteridae. The transcript is spliced from 6 exons. The coding region runs from base 643 to 1224 and encodes 193 amino acids. Gene Ontology annotation, biological process: stress fiber assembly; Rho protein signal transduction. Gene Ontology annotation, molecular function: protein kinase binding; GTP binding; GTPase activity. Gene Ontology annotation, cellular component: cleavage furrow; dendritic spine; cytosol. The record is from RefSeq and is a predicted model, not a curated record.
ACAUAAAUUGCACUGGGUAAUUGGGUGUAAAUACCAGUUUGCCCCUGUCCCUUAGAGGGCGCUGUGCCGCAUGUAGAUGAAGGCAGAGCAACUUAGAAGAAAACUUCAUGGCUGCAUCUUUCUUCUUUGCAGUAGUUGAUGAAGUUUCCACGAGGGAUAAAAAGCUAAAGAUUUAACAACAUUUUGACAUUUAACUAUUUAUUUUCGAAUUAAUCCUUUGUUUUAUUUAUUUAAGAAGAAGUUUUCGUUGAAUUACCACUCAAAUGUUUUAACCAUUUGAUCUCCGAUUGGUUUUUUUGUUGUGCAUCUUCUGCCACUAUUGAGAGAGAGAGAGAGAGAUACGGCGAGCCUGUGACCUUCCUAAGGGCUGUGACUGGCGUGUGUGUGACAACCUGCAAGCUUGUGACCUGGACGCAUCCUGUUUACAUUCCCUUGGAUUACAGAUAAGGAUUAAGAUACACAUCACUCACAUACUACCUGGGUAGUGAUUCAAAAGGCCUUCUUGUUUUUUCAUUUUUCUUUAUUUAUUGAUCUAUACAGAGUACGUACGAGGAUCCAUAUUUUUUUCUACUUUCCUUCCCAUCCUUUGUGGAUUUGAAAGACACUUAUUGCACUUUGAACUUUGAGUUUGAACAUAAAGGCAUGGCAGCCAUAAGGAAAAAGCUGGUGAUCGUGGGAGAUGGAGCAUGUGGAAAGACAUGUCUUCUUAUAGUGUUUAGUAAAGACCAGUUCCCUGAGGUAUACGUCCCUACAGUUUUCGAGAACUACAUUGCUGACAUUGAGGUGGAUGUCAAACAGGUGGAGUUGGCACUGUGGGACACAGCUGGGCAGGAAGACUACGAUCGCUUAAGACCCCUCUCCUACCCAGACACGGACGUCAUCCUCAUGUGCUUCUCAAUCGACAGUCCAGACAGUUUAGAGAAUAUUCCAGAAAAGUGGACACCAGAGGUGAAACACUUCUGCCCGAACGUUCCCAUCAUAUUGGUGGGCAAUAAGAAGGACCUGCGCAAUGAUGAGCACACGCGGAGAGAGCUGGCUAAGAUGAAACAGGAGCCUGUAAAACCAGAGGAGGGUCGGGACAUGGCUAACCGUAUCAGUGCUUUUGGCUUUCUGGAGUGUUCAGCCAAGACCAAGGAUGGCGUAAGGGAAGUGUUUGAAAUGGCUACCAGGGCAGCACUUCAGGUCCGGAAGAGGAAAAAGACGAGUGGUUGCUUGAUCUUGUGAGAGAUGUCUGGAGGCCUGGAGAAGAAUGUGUGGCAUUCAAGUGACAAGAAGUCCACCUGAUUUAUAAUAAGAUGACAUUUAUGUUCUGCACUGUACUGUAUGUCUAUAUGCUAUGUGCAUCAAAAGGACAAAGACGGGCAGCAAUGUAGAUUUAUACAAGGGAUGCCUUGAUGUAGUAGUUACCUGUAACACACAAUUGUGUUACAAAUUGCGAUUUGUGUAUCUUUAUUUCCUGCCAUGAUCAUAGACUUUAUAUCUAGAUGUAACUUCUUACUAACCAUAUAUUAUUAAUAUAAAGUUAUUAAUUAACAAAGUUUUGUUUUAUCUAAAGUGGAAUGUAUUUUGCACAGCAUUUAUUGGACCUCCUUCACUUUUUUUCUCUGCUGAUUAACUUUAUGAAAUUCGCAGUGGCCUUGUUUAUGGCGUUGGGGAUGGUGCCAUUACAGCAGGUGACAAUAGUAAAACCCAGUCAGAUUCAGAAUUGGCUGGUAUAACAGCACCAGUGUUGAGAGUAAAUUUACAGCUGGUGCAUUUGUUCUGUUAACACCGAAAUGCAGUGCAGAUUCGGUCAGGCCCCGAUUGUACUGUAUUCUACUUCAGGUGGGUCCUCAUUGUCUUUUUGUCUGAAAUGGUAUUUUAGGAACGUAUGCCUUUAUUAUGUGACAACCGGUGCUCAGGUGGCACAGCUGUAAAAUACCCUAGUCUGCUAUCAGCUAGUCUGGCGUCUACGCAUCUACACAUUCGUAAUUGGCUGUGUUUACGCUCAAGGCCCUGCAAUGAAUUGGCGUCAUGCCCGGGGUGUUUUUUUGGGGGGAGGUGGCUGAACAGCCUAGUCUUCAGGGGCUGCGCUUAUCAGUCCCAAGUCCAGAUAAAAUGAAGAGGUUGCGUCAGGACGGGGAUUCUGUGUAAAAAAACUACCAAAUCUACUAUAAUCUGCUGUGGAAACACCUAAACAUGGGAUCAACCAGAAAAAAUCCUUAUGUGAUGAACUGUCAUAUUGUGUGAAGCACAUGAUUUGAGAACAAUUAACUUCAAUUUCAGUGUUGUUUUACCUUAUUUCAUUCAAUAUUUAAAAAAUAAAUAAAUAAGAUUGGACAAGUGUAUUUUCAGCACCCAUGAGGAAAAUGAUGUGUGUUGCUAAUCCUUUGCAUGAAUAUUUAUGGGCGGGUAUUGCUUUUUUGUUUUACUUUCUGUUUGGCUAAAACUAUUAAGUAUAAGGAAUACAAACCAUUUCAGUUUACGAUUUGAUUGAGCUUGAUUAAUUUUCACCCCUUAGGUGAAUAUGACUUUACCCUAUUAACAGGGAACAAACACUGACUCACUCUUUAUCGCUUAUCCAAUCAGGGUCGUGGGGGGGAGCUGGAGCCUAUCCCAGCUUUUCAAUGGGCGCAAGGCACACAGUAACACCCUGGGCAGGGUGCCAAUCCAUCGCAGGGCAGACACAUACACCCAUUCACCUAUAGGGCAAUUCAGUGUCUCCAAUUAACCUGACUGCAUGUUUUUGGACUGUGGGAGGAAAUCGAAGCUCCUGGAGGAAACCCACGCAGACACGGGAAGAACAUGCAAACUCCACACAGAAAGGACCCGGACCGUCCCACCUGGGGAUUGAACCCAGGACCUUCUUGCUGUGAGGCGACAGUACUACCCACUGAGCCACCGUUUUUCAAUGGCCGUUUUUCAAACCCAAAGUACGUAGCAAACGCAAAUUGUGUGGGACAUCUAAUAUGUUCUGUUAUGUUAAAUAUGUGAAAUUUAGCAAUUCAAUAUAAAUUGGUAAUGAACUGUGCAGGUAAAAAUUGGUGUCUACACUUCACACACUGUAUGAGCAUCAAACUGGUCCAAAAUGUUGAACUUGUAACAGAACCAUUUGAAUUUGAUCCACUGACAUUUUUAUGCUGAGCCUCCACAUAAAUCUAACCCAAACUGUAUGGCUAGUACCACACCUUUGACCCUGUCAUAACUUACCUGCUGUAAGCCUAGCCAACAGGAAUGAGUUCAAGAUUAGUGUCAGACUGGCUGUCACUGACCUUUACUAUUGGAAUUAAAUUUUAAAGAUGACAUGCGAUUAUAAAUGCAAUAUGGUCUAUUAUGCUGGUCAAGCAUCUACACAGACAUGACUGGCUUUGGGUGCUGAGGUUGCUGACCCUUGUGAUGGAUUGACGCCCUGUGUCCUGGAAAUUCCAGUGUUUCCCGGUGAAGGUAUCACAAAAUUAGAACCACAAUUUAAUUCCUGUUCUUCUAUGUUGUCGAUUGUGCAAAAAUGAGAUAAUAAUGAUAAUUAAAAAUGUAGCUUUUAAAAUUAGACACAGUAUCUACAGUUUAUUACUGAUCUCUUCUGGAGGAAUAUGCCCACAUACAUGUACUGCACUCUACUUUUACCAUGUUAAUAAAAUGCUAAUAUCUCCACCCA